AUGCACUGCUUGGGGUCCGUGCUGCUGCUGCUACUGCUACUGGGGUCCGGGAGCCGGGCGGGAGAGAACCGAUGUGUGGAGGCGGCCGAGGCGUGCACGGCGGACUCGCGGUGCCAGGGACUGCGCGCUGAAUACGUGGCGCAGUGCCUGAGUUGGGCCGCGCUGGGGGACUGCCCUCGCGCCCGCUGCCGGCGUGCCCUGCGCCGCUUCUUCGCCCGCGCGCCGCCAGCGCUCACCCAAGCGCUGCUCUUCUGCCCGUGUGCUAGCCCCGCGUGCGCCGAGCGCCGGCGCCAGACCUUCGUGCCGGCCUGCGCCUACAGGGGACCCGGCCUAGCGCCGCCCUCCUGCCUCGAGCCCUUAGAUACCUGCGAGCGUAGCCGGAUCUGCAGGCCCCGCCUCCUGGCCUUCCAGGCGUCCUGCGCGCCAGUUCCCCGCGCCCCCGACGGCUGCCCGCGGGACCAGGGCCCCCGCUGCCUGAGCGCUUACGCGGGCCUUGUGGGCACCGUGGUCACCCCGAACUACGUGGACAACACUAGCGCGCGUGUGGCGCCCUGGUGCGACUGCGGAGCUAGCGGAAACCGACAUGAGGAAUGCGAAGCCUUCCGAGGGCUCUUUACGAGGAACCGCUGCUUGGAUGGUGCCAUACGGGCCUUUGACAGCCGGUGGCCUCCAAUCCUUCAGGAGCAUCUGGAGCCCCAGCAGGGUCCUAAGCACAGCCUUAUGCAGGUGUCUUCCACAGAUGGGUCUCCAGAGGGAAGUUCCCUGCUCUCUGUGCUCCCUGUCCUGGCUCUCCAGACCCUGCUCUGA
Molecule: messenger RNA, 807 nt
Organism: Otolemur garnettii (small-eared galago)
Lineage: Eukaryota; Metazoa; Chordata; Mammalia; Primates; Galagidae
Gene: GFRA4
Product: GDNF family receptor alpha 4
Exons: 6
Coding region: 1-807 (268 amino acids)
Biological process (GO): nervous system development
Cellular component (GO): external side of plasma membrane; signaling receptor complex
Molecular function (GO): glial cell-derived neurotrophic factor receptor activity
Source: RefSeq, a predicted model, not a curated record